Messenger RNA from Betta splendens (Siamese fighting fish), 4886 nucleotides. Its product is annotated as collagen alpha-1(XXVIII) chain-like. NCBI's taxonomy places the organism in Eukaryota, Metazoa, Chordata, Actinopteri, Anabantiformes, Osphronemidae. Gene Ontology annotation, molecular function: serine-type endopeptidase inhibitor activity. The record is from RefSeq and is a predicted model, not a curated record. Bases 265 to 3948 code for a protein of 1227 amino acids. The transcript is spliced from 36 exons.
CUGCACAUUCACAUUCUGAGUGUUUCAAACUGGAGUCUCACGAGAGUCAGAGUAGAGUUCAAACUUUGAGCCAUGCACUUCUGCCAUGACAUGGUUUUUAGAGACUUGCAGUGAGAGAGGAAAAUCUGAUGCUCAGGACAUGGGACCAAACUAACCCUGGAUGAAAAAUCUGUCUUUUUCUCUAUUUGCACUCUGAAUUUCUUCUCUGUUGGAGGACUACAGGGCUGAUCAAGCUGUAGACCUGAUACAGCUGCACUUGAAGUCAUGGUCCCCUCACUGCACUGGCUCCUUCUGCUGUGGGGACUUCAGGGUCUUUGUGCACAGGACUAUGAGGAAGACUAUGAGGAGGAGGUGGUGUCCACCAGUAAGAAGAACAAACUGUAUCCCUCUAAUUCCAUACCCAAAAAUGACAAAUCACUCAUUGAUGAAGACUGCAGCUUGGAGCUGGCCUUCCUCAUCGACAGCUCAGAGAGCGCCAAGGACAACCAUGCCCAGGAGAAGACCUUCGUCCUAGACGUCGUGGACAGGCUGCAGGGCCUCCGCCUGCAGACGGGCCAGGGGCUCAGCUACCGCGCCGCUCUCCUUCAGUACAGCAGCCAUGUCAUCAUAGAGCAGACCUUCAAACAGUGGAAGGGCACCGACAACUUCAAGGCCCAGGCCGCUACACUCGCGUACAUCGGCCAUGGCACGUACACCACCUACGCCAUCACCAACCUCACCCGCAUCUACCUGGAGGAGUCGGAGCCCAGCACCAUCAAGGUGGCCGUUCUGCUCUUCGACGGCAUCUCACACCCCAGGAACCCGGACAUAUUCUCAGCUGUGGCUGAUGCCAAGAACCAGGGCGUCCGCUUCUUCACCAUAGGCAUCACGCCCGAAGCCAACGAGCCGACCAACAUAGCGCAGUUGCGCCUGAUCGCUAGCCCCCCAGCCAACCGCUACCUCCACAACCUGCAGGACCGGGGCAUCGUGGAAAAAGUCAUCAAGGAAAUUACGGCCCUGGCAGAUGAAGGGUGUCCUUUGGCCCAGAGCCAGUGUGUGUGUGACAAGGGUGAGAGGGGACCCAGCGGCCCUCCUGGCAAGAAGGGCCGUCCUGGAGAAGAUGGAAGCCCCGGCCUAAAAGGCCAGAAGGGUGAAAGUGGACUGAGUGGACUUCCAGGUCGAGAAGGAGCAGAGGGAAAACCGGGAUACAAAGGAGAGAAGGGAGAGAGGGGGGAGUGUGGCACACCUGGAAUAAAGGGAGACAGAGGUCCUGAAGGUACUACUGGUCCCAGUGGAAAUCGUGGACUUCAGGGUUUGCCUGGUCCACCGGGUGAUAUCGGACCUGAAGGGAUGAUGGGUAAAAAAGGAGAGAGGGGACUUCCCGGGCCACCUGGAAUCCAAGGGGAAACAGGGAUCGGCCUUCCAGGACCCAAGGGUGAUGUUGGUUUCCAGGGGCAACCGGGGCCUCUCGGUCCUCCGGGAGUUGGCGAGCCUGGAUUGCCAGGGCCCCAAGGACCACAGGGAGUCCAAGGAGAGAGAGGACCGAUCGGAGAAGGUCUUCCUGGACCAAAGGGAGAGCGGGGCUUGGAGGGGCCGCGGGGGCUCAGAGGACAGCCAGGCGCUGGAAUCAAAGGAGACAAGGGGGAUUUUGGACCUCCGGGUCUUCCAGGGCCCCUCGGCCUCCCAGGAUUAGGAAUACAGGGAGAGAAGGGUGUAGAAGGACCAAGGGGGCCACCAGGAGGCAGAGGCCCACCAGGAGAAGGCUUGACCGGACCUAAGGGAGACCAAGGACUGCCUGGUGAGAUUGGUGCCCCAGGAGAGAGAGGAGCUGGAGAGCCUGGUGCUAAAGGUGAGCCGGGAUCACCAGGCAUGUCAGGUUUGCCAGGGCUGCCAGGAGAGGAUGGAGCCCCUGGACAGAAGGGUGAACUGGGGGCUGUAGGUCUAAGGGGGCCAGAGGGGGCAGCUGGAAUUGGUACCCAGGGUGAAAAAGGUGACCAAGGCCAAAGAGGAAUAAGAGGGCUGACUGGGCCACCUGGCAUCGCUGGGCCUUCUGGACCAAAGGGAGAACCUGGGACACAAGGCAGAUCAGGUCCUCCAGGUCCACCAGGUCGUUUCAUGGUGGGACCCAAGGGUGAUGCUGGUCCAAAUGGUCCUCCUGGUCCAGUCGGGGAGACGGGCUACGGACUUCCUGGUCCAAAGGGCGACCGAGGAGACCCAGGCCCCGCAGGCCCAUUUGGUCCCAAAGGAGAUGGAUACCCUGGUCCCACGGGCCUUCCUGGUUUGCCUGGACUUCCGGGAGAACCUGGCCAAGAAGGACUGGGCAUCCCCGGACCAAAGGGAGAUAUUGGUUUCCGAGGCUUACCUGGUUUACCAGGACCCCCGGGCGAAGGCCUCCAAGGACCCCCGGGGAAUCCUGGACGACCGGGCCCGCCAGGACCAAGUGGGCCACAAGGACAAGGAGUCCAAGGACCGAAGGGAGAGCAGGGGGCCCAGGGGGUCACGGGGCCCAGGGGGGUUCCUGGAGAAGGAUUUCCUGGAGCCAAAGGGGAUCGAGGCUCGGCGGGGGAGAGGGGGAUGAAGGGAUUUAAAGGAGACAUGGGAGACCCCGGAAUCCCAGGACAGUCUGGCAAACCUGGUGUCAAAGGUGAAGCUGGCCUCACUAGAGAGGACAUUAUUCGAAUGAUCAAAGAGAUCUGCGGAUGCGGGAUCCGGUGCAAGGAGAGGCCCAUGGAGCUGGUGUUCGUCAUUGACAGCUCAGAGAGCGUGGGCCCCGAGAACUUCGAGAUCAUCAAGGACUUCGUCAACGCGCUGGUGGACCGGGUCACGGUGGGCCGCAACGCCACCAGGAUCGGCCUGGUGCUGUACAGCCUGGAGGUGCGGCUGGUGUUCAACCUGGCGCGCUACGCCACCAGGCAGGACAUCAAGCAGGCCAUCAGGAACAUCCCCUACAUGGGCGAGGGCACGCACACGGGCACGGCCAUACGCAAGGCCACGCACGAGGCCUUCUACAGCUCGCGCGCGGGCGUCAGCAAGGUGGCCAUCGUCAUCACGGACGGGCAGACGGACAAGCGGGAGCCCGUGAAGCUGGACAUCGCCGUGCGAGAGGCUCACGCUGCCAACAUCGAGAUGUUCGCUCUGGGGAUCGUCAACACGUCGGACCCGACGCAGACGGAGUUCCUGAGAGAGCUCAACCUGAUCGCCUCCGACCCCGACAGCGAGCACAUGUUCCUCAUUGAUGACUUCAACACUCUGCCAGCCCUGGAGUCCAAGCUGGUCAGUCAGUUCUGUGAGGACGAGAACGGAGACCUGAUAUAUAACAGAAUAACUAACGGGAACAACGGCCACAGGAAUGGCUUCAACGGGAACUCGGCUCUCGGGGGCCUCGGGUACCGGCCUCUGACGGACAAAGCGCUGCACAACCAGCAGACCGGCACCAGCACCUCCGGUCAAGGAGGACGGGUGGAGACCACCCAGCACGGAGCCAAAGGAUCCGGCACAGCGCACGGAGGACGCGCUGACACAGCAAACAGAGGAGCUGAACGCGGGGACACGUUCAACCGCGUCACGUCGCACGCAACGGCUGCCCCUCUUCCUAGAGAGGAGUCCUCCCGCGGCCGAGGGUCCUCCUCGUCUUCAUCAUCAUCAUCAUCAUCAUCAUCAUCAUCGUCGUCGUCGUCAUCGUCGGCGUCUUCUACAAAUAUAACAGUGCUCUCCUCAGGUGUAUCUGUGUCCAAUGUGCCUGCACUGAGGCCGGCUCUUCCCAAAGAGUCCGCCCCGUUGGACCCGCGCUGCGCGCUGGUCCUGGACCAGGGCACGUGUCGGGACUACAGCAUCCGCUGGUACUACGACAAGCAGGCCAACGCCUGCGCGCAGUUCUGGUACGGCGGCUGCAACGGCAACAGGAACCGCUUCGACACGGAGGCGGAGUGCCGGAGGACGUGCGUGCUCGCCAGACCCGCGGGACGCUGAGUGGAGUCGUCUGCCCGACAUCUGUUGUGGAUCCUCCACAGGAGAGGCAGCUAAUCGCCAUCACUUUUAGCUUGAAUCUCAGGCACCACUGCUCCUCACGUUAUGCUUUUUCUGCCCUCCCCUAAGAACACCUUUGUCUAAUUGUCGUAAAAGGAGCCAGGUUUGAUAAAUACCUCCAGUGUUUUUUACAUUAGCAUUCAGAUACUGGGCCACCUUUACUCAGGAAUACAGAUGAGUGUGGGUCCACUUCUCCAAUCAUUCCAAUAGCCACUGGAGGGAUUUUUUCACACACGGCCUGUUGAUUUGGGGAAAAGAUUUCCUCAAUAACUCAGGUCACUGCUCACGUCUCUCAGUCAGGAUGCCAUUAAGACAAACUGUACUUUACUCCAGCAGUCGCUGUAACUCUGUCAAUAACACGUGGCAGUGAUGAAACCUCAGUUCACUUAUAUCAAUAAAAUAUAGAUUGUUUUGUUAUUGUAUGAAAAUGACUGAUGCUCUGUAACAUCAUGGACUAAUUGUUCGAAUUUAGGUGUUGUUGUUUUUUUUACAUCUUGUGAAUGAAAUGUGAUUUUUGUGUGUACAUAGUUCCAUUUAGCACUAACCAUUAGAACAGUAACUUAAUAUGGAAAUAGACACACACACACACACACACACACACACACACACACACACACACACACACACACACACACACACACACACACACACACUGCCCUCUACUGCUUAUAACACACCAUGUCUACAUGAGUUUUCCUGCUGUACUUGUUUUGAACUUUCAUACUGUACUGUUUUUACAGAGUCAAAGGUUUUCAAUAAACUGUAUCUAAACCAAUAUGUGUAAAGGAUCACGUCCAUGGGGGCCGUGUUAAUGUGAGUUAAUGGGGCUUGACGUUUUCAUCGCUGUUUUCAUGGUACUUGAUUAAAGGUUAUUCCCCAGA